AUGAAUCUGGAAUCCCAAUCAGAGCCCAGCUCAUCAGAAACCGUUCCAAACUCCGAAUCACUGCCGAUAUCCAGAACUAUCCCCAUGUGGCCAUCCUACCCUCCACCACCACUCCAAGCAGUGGACCUGAAGAGGAAGCAAGGUUUUAUUGGUUUGUCUUUCCCUUGGUUACAGCUCCAAAACGGUCAGGAGCUACAAGAGCUUCAGAAAAGGGCAGAGAAAUACCCAUGUGCCAGUCCUCGCUGGCUAUGGGGAAGCAAGGUUAGCCUCAUAGUCUAUGACCCGGACUACAUGAAGGUGAUCCUGGGGCGAUCAGACCCAAAGUCUGAUGCUUCCUACAGAUUCAUGGCUCCCUGGAUAGGGUACGGUUUGCUCCUGUUGAAUGGGCAAGCGUGGUUCCAGCACAGGCGGAUGCUGACCCCAGCCUUCCACUAUGACAUCCUGAAGCCCUACGUGGGACUCAUGGCCGAUUCUGUCCGAGUGAUGCUGGACGAAUGGGAGGAGCUCCUCAGCCAGAACUCACCUCUGGAGAUCUUUGGACGCAUCUCCUCGAUGACGUUGGACACCAUUAUGAAGUGUGCCUUCAGCUACCAGGGCAACCACCAGGCAGACAGGUACUCCCAAUCCUACCUUCAGGCCGUUCGGGACCUGAACAACCUGGUGUUUUCCCGGAUAAGGAAUGCUUUCUACCAGAAGGACAUCAUCUACAGGCUGACCCCUGAAGGCCGCUGGAACCACCGGGCCUGCCAGCUUGCCCAUCAACACACAGACCGAGUGAUCAAGCUGAGGAAGGCUCAGCUGCAGGAGGAGGGAGAGCUCGAGAAGGUCAGGAGCAAGAGGCACUUGGACUUCCUGGACAUCCUCCUCUUUGCCCAAUCUCAGGUGGGCAAGGAGGUCUCGGUGUUGACGGGGCUUCGCAGGAGUGAGCAGGUGGCCCAUAGCCAAACCUCCAAGGCUGUGGCCUUCUUCUAA
Molecule: messenger RNA, 972 nt
Organism: Odobenus rosmarus divergens (Pacific walrus)
Lineage: Eukaryota; Metazoa; Chordata; Mammalia; Carnivora; Odobenidae
Product: cytochrome P450 4A6-like
Exons: 7
Coding region: 1-972 (323 amino acids)
Molecular function (GO): heme binding; oxidoreductase activity, acting on paired donors, with incorporation or reduction of molecular oxygen; iron ion binding
Source: RefSeq, a predicted model, not a curated record